AUGCCCAGCGUUCCACUUCAUCCUCCCUCUGCGGCAUCGGAGGCUGCGUCUGGCCUCGAAAACCCGCUGCCACAACUCCUGCAAACGCCCUCGGGCCUUGCAAUGCUCGAAAUCCAAGGCACCAUUCACUCGUCCGCCACACAACCCGAACCUGAUGCUCCCUCAGCUUCCGACGCCCACAUGGCUGUUGGCAGGCUCGUCUUUCCCAACUACUCGCCCAGCGACCCGCCCGAGAACAAGGCCUGGAUGAAGCGCGUCCACAUGUACGUCGGCAAGCACCAGCGUAUGACGGGCGAGGUCAAGGAGCUCCCCAAGCCUGUGGCUGUCAUUCAGCGGAAGCCUGGCACAAGUGAGGAAGACGGACAAGAAGAAUUGGAGAUUGUGGACAUCAUCCGGCACAAGAUCAUCUUCUCCUCUCGGCCCGAGCCCGUGAGCGCCAGCUAA
Messenger RNA from Lasiodiplodia theobromae, 444 nucleotides. RefSeq names its product Sister chromatid cohesion protein. Gene Ontology annotation, cellular component: Ctf18 RFC-like complex. Lineage: Eukaryota; Fungi; Ascomycota; Dothideomycetes; Botryosphaeriales; Botryosphaeriaceae. The transcript has a single exon. Bases 1 to 444 code for a protein of 147 amino acids. The record is from RefSeq and is a predicted model, not a curated record. Gene Ontology annotation, biological process: mitotic sister chromatid cohesion.